Molecule: messenger RNA, 3618 nt
Organism: Meleagris gallopavo (turkey)
Lineage: Eukaryota; Metazoa; Chordata; Aves; Galliformes; Phasianidae
Gene: MTRF1L
Product: mitochondrial translation release factor 1 like
Biological process (GO): mitochondrial translational termination
Cellular component (GO): mitochondrion
Molecular function (GO): translation release factor activity
Source: RefSeq, a predicted model, not a curated record
ACUGUCAGCGCCGGCCAAUCAGAGAGCGCAGUCCCCCUCCACGAGACGAAGGGAGUCGAAUCCCUUCGUUCGUUUCCGCCACCGGAGCCCCGAUGGCUGAUAUCGGGGCCGAGCCUCUUCGGCAGCUUCCGGAAACCCGGAAGGGAAACAGCCGAGCGCCUUCGGUUACCUCCGGCGAGGUGGGCUGCCGAAAGAAAGGGUGAGCGCACGGAGCGGUCCUCAGCCGGUAUGCGGCUAUUCUCGCGAGCUCUCCGCGCGGCCCGAAGCUGCCGGGCAACCGCACUGCCUGCCUGCAGCUACCCAGCGGUGUCCGACAGGGGCAGCGCGGCGGCAAUACGUCCGCAGCAGCCGCGGCGUGGGCUGAGCGCCCGGCCUCGCUUAGACGAACUGUUCGCCAUCCCCUCCUUAAGCCGCCUCCUGGAGGCGCGGGUGCAGGGCGAGGCAGGGACGGAGCUGGCGGCGCGGAUCCAGCGGCUGCGUGACAAGGAACGGGAGCUGCGAGACACGCGGGAGCUGGCACUACAAGAUGAGAGUGAAGAUCUGCGGAAACUUGCAGAAAGGGAAAUCGUUUCCUGUGAAGAAGAGAUAGCUGAACUGAAACACCAGAUAGUAUUGCUUUUGAUUCCUUCAGAAGAAACAAACAGUGAUCUUGUCAUGGAAGUAACUGCUGGAGUCGGAGGACAAGAAGCGAUGCUGUUCACUUCAGAGAUAUUUGAUAUGUAUCGACGAUACGCUGCCUAUAAAAAGUGGAAAUUUGAAAUAUUAGAAUAUUUUCCCAGUGAAAUAGGUGGCCUAAGACAUGCAGUUGCCAGUAUUGCAGGCCUUGAUGCUUACAAGUACAUGAAAUUUGAAGGAGGAGUGCAUCGUGUUCAGCGGGUGCCAAAGACAGAAAAACAAGGGCGCAUUCACACCAGCACAAUGACUGUUGCAAUAUUACCCCAACCCACUGAGAUGGAGCUGAAAAUUAAUCCAAAAGAUUUGCGAAUAGAAACGAAGAGAGCUAGUGGAGCUGGAGGGCAGCAUGUCAAUACCACAGACAGUGCUGUACGGAUAGUUCAUAUUCCAACAGGAGUUGCAUCUGAAUGUCAGCAAGAAAGAUCUCAAAUUAGAAACAAAGAGAAGGCUAUGCAAAUGCUAUGUGCUAAACUAUACAACAUCAAACUAGAAGAAGAAACCAAAAAGAGAAACAGUGUUCGAAAGAUUCAAAUUGGAACUAAAGGAAGAUCAGAGAAGAUCAGAACAUACAACUUUCCACAGGACCGGAUUACUGACCACAGGAUAAGCAGAUCAGUGCAUCAUAUUGAGUGCUUCAUGUUAGGGGAAGAAAUGCUAGAUGAAAUGAUACAAACUCUGAAGGAAUACGCUAAUUAUGAAUCUCUAAUGGAAAUUAUUUCAGGACAUGAAAAAUGAAUCUUGCUCUUUGUCAAGCCGUGUCUACAGGUACAGAUACUCGCCUGCAUAAGAACUUCUUGGAGCACCAUUCAGAGAACAGAACUGUUUUUCAGAUAAUGAAAGCUGGUUUCCUCGUGGCUGAUAAACAGUAUUUUUACUGAUUGAGUAAAACACCUUGUUGCUGCUGCAGUGUGCUUAAAGUAAUUUGACUGGGCCAGAUGUAACUGCAGUUUUUAACUUCUCCACUGAGAAGAUACUGAUACACCACUCUCAAAAGGUAUGCAUUAAAAAUGAGCUUUUCUAGUUCCAAGUCUUGUUCAAACAAUAGUUUCAACAUCACCACAGUAUCAAAUAGCUUAGUCAAGAUAACAAAAAAAAAAAAUCCUGUUUUGUUUAGUAAUAUGAAGAAAGUGAUAAAUUAAUACACUACUAAUCUGCAGAUUUGUUAAUUACUUAUACGUGGUAUGGAAGAGGGAGUUCUUAUAAAUCAAGCAGAAAGAAUUGUAUAGGAAUAUUCUUUGUUCCAGCAAGAGUUCUAAAAGAAAAGUCACUAGUUUUAUGAAUUCUUUUUAAAAAGAAUGUUUCUGUUCUUGUGUCAGAACAAAAAAAAAAACCAACAACAAAAUUGGGUGGCUGUCUUGAAGGCUGAUACAAUUUCAGUCUCCAUUUCUAGACAGUUUAUCUUUUGUUUUUAAUUGGAUCUACAUUUUACUGAUAUUUUUUUUUCCUCUCAAGUUUACAUAAUAUGAGUGACUGCUCACUGUUUUAAACUGUUCAGUUUAACAGUGUCUUAAAACAUUUGUACAAAGCAUAAGAACUGCCUUUUUCAUCUACUUAUACAGGUACACAUUCCUAUCUGAGGUUAAAUAAGACUGCAUUUUACAAUCUUAAGUAUUUGUGGUAAUACAAAACUUGCUGCCUUCAUGCUAUGUUAGCCCAUCAUUCAUUGUAGAUAUAUGUGUGUAUACACACACAGAAUGUAUUCAGAGUACCAGUAAAUAAGAAAUGAGAACCUAAGGAAAAUAUUACCAUGAAUUUUGUUGUUUACUUUGAGACUUAUUAGCAUAAGAAAUUAGAGUAAGAAAUAAGUAAAUGCAGGAGUUUGCUACAGUUAGCUUAUAGAAACAUGGCUAAGCAUGCUAUAUAAAAUUUGACGAGGAAAAAAAACAAAACUGAUCAUUAUCAGUUUAGCAUAUCAAAGAAUAGCUUAAGUUAGAGGGACCUUAAAGAUCGUCUAGCUCCAACCCCCUGCCAUGGUAGUGUUGCCAGCCACUAGACCAGGCUGCCCAGGGUCCCAUCCCACCUGGCCUUGAACCCCUCCAAAGAUGGAGCAUCCAGAACCUCUCUGGGCAACCCAUUCCAGCUUGUCACCAUCCUCUGAGUAAAAAAAAACUUUUUCCUAACAUCUAAUUUAAAUGAACCUUCAUUUAGUUUAAAGCCUUUCCUCCUUCUCCUAUCACUAUCAGACCAUGUAAAAUGUCAGUCCAUGUCCUGCUUGUAAACUUUCUUUAAAUACUGGAAAGCCACAUAAGAUCUUCCCAAGCCUACUCCAAGCUAAACAAGCUCUACUCCCUUGACCUUUCUUCAUAAGAGAGGUCCAGCCCUUUGUUUGUCUUCGUGGCCUCCUCUGGACCUGCUCUGACAGCUCCACAUCCCUCCUGUGCUGGGAGCCACAGGCUUGUACACAUUACUCCAGACAGAACCUCACAAGGGCAGAGUAGAGGGAGACAAUCACUGCUCUUUCCCUGCUGGCCAUCCCUCUUUUGAUGCAGCUGGCUUUCCGAGCUCCAAGAGCACACUGCUGUCUCAUGUACAGCUUUUUGUCCAUAGAACCCCCAAAUCCUCCGCAGAGCUGCUUUUGAGUUUGGCUCCCAGUCUAUUCUUAUAUCUGGGAUUGCCUCAACCCAAGCGAAACAACUUGCACUUGGCCUUGUUGAACCUCAUCAGAUUCUUGAGUGCCUGCUUUCUGUGUGUGUCCAGGUCCCUCUGGAUGGUGUCCCUCCCUUCUGUUGUUUCAACUGUGCCACUCAGCUUGCUGUCAUCAGUGAACUUGCUGAGAGUACAUUCAAUCCCACUGUGUUGUUCAUUUCAUUUUAAGAUUGCAGUUUGAAUUGGAUGCAUUUCAAAUACAAGUAUUGACUCAGUAUCAGCUUUGUUUUAUAUCAAAUAUAGCAUGGUAAGAAAGACCACGUUCCAAGUAUUCAAAUUAAAGUCGUAUAUAUUACC